CAAUCGGAAGACGUGUUUCGUUCCUGACUCUCAGUGUGAAAGUUCACAGUAACAUGUGGUUAGUUAUGGCGGCGCCGUAUGCGGUUUGAAGAAGCGGGAUGGCAAAAGGGAUGUUAUUAUCACAACUGACUGUUAUAACUAACUAACUGCAAGAAACUGGAAAAAUGUCGCUGAAAGACACCAGUCAAGGGCAGCCCAUGUCCAGAGCCAUGAUCAUGGAAAUGCUGUCCAAGAGAUUUGAAAAGCUGCCAGACCUUGACAGGAAGCUGUUCGCAUAUGGCCCGGUUUAUUUGGGAGGUAACGCUGGACUGGCGGGCCUGAUUGCAAACAGUUUGUAUCGGCGUGCACUCAAUGUCACUCAAGGACGAUUUACUUCCGGUCUUCCCAUGUCCGUACUUCCUUUUCUUACAACUGUGGCAUUAUAUAAUGCAACUGUCAGCAACCCUUUAUUAGCGGGUGAUCUCAACUGUCCAACCUGUGCCCUGCUUAGGGGCGCUUUAGUGGGUGUAGCUGGUGGGGGAAUAUACCCCAUUCUGCUGGCAUUGCCAGUCAACGCUGGGCUUGCAGCAAGGUACAGCAGUGCUCCAAUGCCAGAGAAGGGGAACAUGUUCCGCUUCUGGAUGACCCUGAGCAAGCCCAUUGUGAGGAAAAUGUAUGCUGUACUAUUACUACAGACACUGUUUGGUACAUAUUUAGGCUCCAAGCACUACGAGAUCUAUCUAAAGAUGCUUAAAUUGUCAGAAUCAGACAGUGAGGACCUGCAUGACUAAGCCAACGUUUUACUUAAAAGAAAAUGCACAAUAUAUACCUGCUGUUUUGUUUUGUUUUUCAUAAGACUUUCAAAUUCCAGUCUUACAUUGUAUCUAGAGAACAAACUUUAAACUAUCCUGUUUUUUUUUAGCUUUCAAUACAAGCUAUUAAAGCCUAAUGCACUGGG
Molecule: messenger RNA, 937 nt
Organism: Pangasianodon hypophthalmus (striped catfish)
Lineage: Eukaryota; Metazoa; Chordata; Actinopteri; Siluriformes; Pangasiidae
Gene: tmem126a
Product: transmembrane protein 126A
Exons: 5
Coding region: 165-770 (201 amino acids)
Biological process (GO): mitochondrial respiratory chain complex I assembly
Cellular component (GO): mitochondrion
Source: RefSeq, a predicted model, not a curated record